Chelmon rostratus (copperband butterflyfish) is the source of this 5516-nucleotide messenger RNA. Its product is annotated as inactive phospholipase C-like protein 2. NCBI's taxonomy places the organism in Eukaryota, Metazoa, Chordata, Actinopteri, Chaetodontiformes, Chaetodontidae. The record is from RefSeq and is a predicted model, not a curated record. The transcript has 6 exons. Bases 462 to 4094 code for a protein of 1210 amino acids. Gene Ontology annotation, biological process: intracellular signal transduction; lipid metabolic process. Gene Ontology annotation, molecular function: phosphatidylinositol-4,5-bisphosphate phospholipase C activity.
CCCGCGGAUGCGUGCGAGAGGGCAAGCGCUCCCGUUCGCAAGCAGAGCAAAAGUGCAGAGGACGCGAGGCGAUGCGCGCAGCGCGCAGUCCACAGCAGCGGACGUGGUUCGCGAAGCACAUUUCUGAGGACAAGGAGACGAAAGUGGAAGCUGUGAACAGGCACGGCGGCGGCAAAGCCUCGACAUAAGUCAGCAUUUCCAGUUUGUUUUUGAACACACGCCUCCAGAAAGCUUAUCGGAGGGGGUUGCGUGCGGGGGACGCCGUCUGUUCAGUAUUUUAGCAGGACGGACCGUCCGCUGCCCGGCUUCAGACGCUGCCCUGCGCUCCGGUGAUGGACCGGCAGUGGUGAUCCGGUGAAGAACAAGAGCCACCCUGGACGCCAACAAGUCCACCGUGCUUUGAGAAAAUGGGCUGUUUUCACAUCGUGGAGGGGAGGGCUUUGCUGUAACACCGGCGGAUCAUGGCAGGGGUACACGCUUCAGAUGCUGUGUCGGGACAUUUUUUGGAUCCUGCCAUCGGCUCCCCGCCUGGCCAGGGCGCGACCAACGCGGCGGGAGUCACCGGCGACGCGGCCGCGCUGCCUCCAACCGGCACCCGGGCGUAUUUGGAGGUGUCAGCAGCUGCCCAGGGCUACGGGGCCGAGGGAGUUUACACCAAUGGACGGUACAGGGAGCACAGCAGCCCAAGGAUCGGGAGUGGCAGCCGUGAUAAUUCCGCCGAGAGAAGUCAGGGAGCUGGAAACACACCUUGCGGCAUCAUGAAGGAUGGUUCCAAACAGAGGCAGGUGAGGAAGAAAACGGUGUCCUUCAGCUCGAUGCCAAGUGACCGCAAGAUCAACAGCACAGCUGCUUGCAUGGCCUUCAUGAUGGAGGGUUGUGAAAUGAAAAAGGUGCGCUCCAACUCACGCAUGUACAACCGCUAUUUCCUGCUGGAUCCAGACAUGCACUGGCUCCGUUGGGAGCCAUCCAAGAAGGAUUCAGAGAAGGCUAAACUGGAGAUCAAGGGCAUUAAGGAGGUCCGUUUGGGAAAGAAAACUCCUGUUCUGCGCAGCAAUGGUCUCUCAGACCAGUUCCCUGAUGAAUGCGCCUUCUCAAUCAUCUAUGGCGAUAACUAUGAGUCCUUAGAUCUGGUAGCCAGUUCCGCAGAUAUUGUGAGCACUUGGGUGAUGGGCCUGAGGUAUCUGGUGUCUUAUGGCCGGCACACCGUGGACAUGGUGGAACCCAGCCAACCAAGUCUACGAACAUCAUGGAUUGGCUCUGUGUUUGAGCUAGCAGAUAUGGAAAAGGAAGGACACAUAGACCUGUUCAGGGCCACCCAGAUAAUCAAGGGGCUCAACCCUGGAAUGAAAGAGUCCAGGAUAGAGCUGAAGUUCAAGGAGCUCCAGAAAGCUAAAGACCAAUAUGGAGAGGCAAUUAACAUGGACACCUUCGUGGAGGCCUACUGUGAGCUCUGCACACGGCCAGAAAUUUUCUUCCUGCUGGUGCAGUUCUCUAGUAACAAGGAGUACCUAGACAGUAAAGAUCUGAUGCUGUUCGUAGAGGUAGAGCAGGGUGUGGAAGGUGUAACGGAGGACAUGUGCAGGGACAUUGUUCAGAAAUUUGAGCCAUCUGCUGAAGGCAGGGAAAGGGGCUACCUCUCCAUUGAUGGCUUUACACACUACCUCCUCUCCUCCGAAUGCCACAUCUUUGACCCCCAGCACAAACGUGUGUGCCAGGAUAUGAACCAGCCUCUGUCCCACUACUACAUCAACUCGUCACACAAUGCCUCCCUUCUGGAAGAUCAUUUCUGGGGUUCGUCAGACAUCAGCAGCUACAUCCGAGCUCUAAGGAUGGGCUGUCGCAGCAUUGAGGUCAUUGUAUGGGACGGCCCUGAUAAUGAGCCAGUAGUGUAUGUAGGUAGUUCUGUAGCCUCACAUCUAGCUUUCUCAAAAGUCCUGGACAUUAUAAACCAAUAUGCUUUUGAGAGCUCAGAGUAUCCUCUGAUUCUCUGCUUAGUGACCCACUGUUGCAUCCCCCAGCAGAGGGUCAUGGCGCAGCACAUGAAGAAGAUCCUAGGGGACAAGCUGUAUGUUGAUCCUCCCAAAAAGGAGGAAAACUAUCUACCCUCCCCUGAGAAACUCAAAGGUAAAAUCCUCCUCAAGGGGAAGAGGCUACCACCCGGCUGCACUGACGCUGAGGGGGAUGUAACCGAUGAGGAGGAGGGACUGGAAAUGUCCCGAAGAGUGGGAGCUGAUGAGAAGGACCACCUAAAUGGCUUAGGCUACAAGAGACUCAAACUGUGCCGGGAGCUCUCUGAUCUUGUAUCUCUCUGCAAGUCCGUCCAAUUUAGGGACUUUGAGAUCUCUAAGAGGGACCAGAAAUACUGGGAGAUUUGCUCCUUCAAUGAAGUAGAUGCAAACAGGUUUGCCAAUGAGUUCCCAGAAGAAUUUGUUUGUUACAACAAGCGAUUUCUCUCCAGGGUAUAUCCCACACCUAUGAGAAUUGAUGCCAGCAACAUGAACCCCCAGGAUUUCUGGAAGUGUGGCUGCCAGAUUGUGGCCAUGAACUACCAGACACCAGGCCUGAUGAUGGACCUCAACCUAGGUUGGUUCAGGCAAAAUGGCAACUGCGGGUAUGUUUUGCGGCCAGCCAUCAUGAGGGAGGAGGUGUCCUACUUCAGUGCCAACGCACGGGACUCCCUGCCAGGAGUGUCGGCCCAACUUCUUCACAUAAAAGUCAUCAGUGGGCAGAAUCUGCCCAAGCCUCGCGGCUCUGCUGCUAAGGGUGAUGUGGUGGAGCCUUACAUAUAUGUGGAGAUCCACGGCAUCCCAGCCGACUGUGCUGAACAAAGAACCAAGACUGUGUCCCAGAAUGGUGACAACCCUAUUUUUGAUGAGAGUUUUGAAUUCCAGAUCAAUUUACCAGAACUUGCAGUACUGCGCUUUGUGGUGCUGGACGAUGACUACAUUGGAGAUGAGUUCAUUGGCCAGUACACCAUCCCAUUUGAGUGCCUACAGCCAGGCUAUAGACAUGUCCCCCUACAAUCUCUGACAGGAGAGUUCCUACCCAACACCACCCUGUUUGUCCAUGUAGCCAUCACCAACAGGCGAGGUGGAGGAAAGGCACAUAAGAGGGGUCUGUCUGUCAGGAAGGGUAGGAAGGCCCGGGAGUACACCACCACCAAGACCACAGGGAUCAAGGUAGUGGACGAGCUCUUCAGAGCAUCCACCCAGCCCCUCAGGGAGGCCACAGACCUCAGAGAAAAUGUGCAGAAUGCCAUGGUGUCCUUCAAGGAGCUCUGUGGCCUGACCCCGGCGGCCAACAUGAAGCAGUGUAUCCUGACCGUGUCCACAUGGCUGAUGAACAGCGAGCGCUCACUGAGGGUAACAGUGGACCUGAGCGAGACUUACCCCACCAUGGAGGCUCAGGGUCCGGUUCCUGAGCUGCUGCGCAAAGUGCUCACCGCCUAUGACAUGAUGAUCCAAACCAGCAGAACUCUGAUUGAGUCAGCCGACGUCGUCUACUCCAAGCUCACACAAGCACAACGAGCAGGUCUGGACUUCCAUGAGGACCUGCAUCGUAUAGGAGCAAAAGAGGGUCUAAAAGGCCGCAAACUUCAGAAGGCCAUGGAGAGCUACGCUUGGAACAUCACUGUCCUCAAGGGCCAGGCAGACCUGCUGAAGCACGCUAAGAGCGAGGCACUGGACACUCUGCGUCAGAUCCACUGCGCAGCUCAGUCCUGUGGUCUCAGCAAGAACGGAGCAGCAUCCCCCCAGCUCCAGCAUCAUCCUCACCACCAGCCACAGCAGGUCCAGAUACAGCAACAGCCUCAGGCCAAGGCCCACCCACAGCCCCCGCCGCUGUACCACUCCCAAACUCAGCUCCAAUCCCAGAUCGCACCGCAGGCUUAUCUCCAUCCCCUUCCCCAGCACCAUCCCCAGCUGCCAGCUCUCCCUCUGGUUCAAACUGUUUCAAAACCACCGGCCUAUCCUCAACCCCCGCCCCUACCCCAGCACCAGUUUCCGUUCCAGAGCCAGCAGCAGAGGGCAGCGGGGCCUCUGGACGCCAUCCCUGAGAAAGAGCUGGUCAGCGAGGAUCCUGCGGGAUCCUGCUGACCCGCGGCCUGUGCCCACAGAGAACCCUACCCAAAGAGAGACAGAGAGGGCGAGAUAGAGACGGAGAAGCAGAAGGGUGUAGAAGAGAAGCAGGAGGCCAGUAAUGAAAGGGAGAUGGAGGAAGCGGCGGAGAGGGUUAAAGAGAUGAUGAUGGUGAGGAAGGCUCGUCGUGUAAGAAGUGAGACGCAAGUCUGAGAGGGGGUUGGUCAGAUGGCUGAAGGAGAGAAGAAAGAGAGACCUCACACUUCAUUCGCACAUUUCGAAAGAGGAUGAAAAAACUGGAACAAUUUGGAUUUUGAAGAUAAUCUUCUCCUCUGCCUUCUCUCUCGUGAAAAGACAAAAUUUGGUAACAGCAGGUAACAAACUCCUGCGUUCCUGCGUAGGAAUUCGUUCAGUUGUUGGAUCAGUGAGUUUAAAUUCGUCUCUCUCUGGGCAGGGCUACUUACACGCCCCUCCACUAGCUCUGUGGGUACAGGCUUUACCUCACAUUGGCAUUUUCUGCCACAUAUUUGCCUUUUCAUUUCCAGAGAUUCCUCGGCAUGUCUUUGAGCUUUUAUUUCUUCAUGCUCACACUCCUCCUCCUCCAUCUUAGACACGAAGCUGAGCGCAAACCCCCACUCCUCUCAGUGAAGUGGAUGCCAUUUUCGUUUGCGAGUGCACAAAGUAGGAGUCACAGAUGAGCGUUUCGGCACAAAGCAGGGAGCUGUGGAGCUAGAAUAGAAACACAAACUGCAGCUGUUCAUGUCUUCAGUCACACACGUGCUCUUCUUGCAUCCCUUUGCUGUUGUCAACCUCCACGGAGCCACGUCUCCACUUUCAUUCCGUAGGAUUUCAGUUCUGCAGCAUUCCUGAACUCUCCCCACAGGGUCUCCUCGUCUCCUCCCCAGGGGCUGUGUUUGACGUUACGUGAGUUGGUGUUUUGGUCCCCAGGGUGGAGCUAGCCCACCUCUGUAAGUGGCGGAGCUCACCAGCCAAUCACAACUGGAAUAUUUGACCCUUCCUGUUAGAGGUCAAAGGUCAACAGGAACAUGGUACUGCUGUCAAAAAAAAACAAAAAAAAACACACAAAAUAAAGUGAACAUAGAUGUAAACUGUAUGUAAAAUGUAUGAAAGGAACAUAUAUUGCUAUAAUAAUUCUUGCAGACACAGACAUUAAUGAUUGAUAUUAUAAUAACUGUUGUUAGUUCUAUUGAUAUUCUGAUUCUUUUUUAACAUUACUUCCACAUAUACAGUGAUUUGACACCUGUUGUUCUGUGGUGCAGAUCAGGACAACCAGUGCAUGUGGGACUGGAACGAGGGAUCACGGGUUAGCGCCACAGCACGGGGGUCAAACAAUAACCUGACAUGUGUUUCACUGCAAAGUGAGUGUGGAUUCUGUAAAAGCUCCUUUAAGUGGCCCAUUAAAACUGGCUUCAUUGUUUA